AUGAGAGUCAGUUCGGUGAUUGUGCUCUUCUUCGGGUUGGCUUUUGGUAAGUUAAUUUAAAUAUUUGCAGCGGUUUUAUUGCAAUUUCAAAACAGUCAGCUUCAAAAUUCUCUAUGAAAACGUGAUUGUAGCUAAACCGUCUGCAUUUUCAGCCCUCUCCGCAUAUGCCAGCGAAGAAAAACAGAAUAACGUCGAGGUGGUUGCUGAAGCCGUUUCACCGGCUGCCGUAGAAGCCGUGGAACGCCGUACCCGCCGCCCCCACCCCACCCAUCCCCAUCGCCCAACCCGUGGAUCUCGCCGUCCCCGCCGCCCACGGGCACACAACCGCAAUCACCGCCGUCUUCACGGCAGCAGCACCCCAGCCUCGAUCGUCCAGAAACGUGAAGCCGGCUUUUUCAAUGUGCAAGUUGUUGACGCCGGACGCUCCCGCCGUCCUCAUCCUCAUCACUGGAUUAACCGCCGUGGACGUCCUCAUCAUCAGAGCACAACCCCAGCCUCCAUUGUCGAGAAGCGUGAAGCCGGCUUUAACGUGUUGGUUGAUGUUGAAGCCGCCGGAAAGGAUGGCCGCCCGGUCACUCGUAGGACUAAUGGAGGAGGAAAGAAGUCACUUCCCCGCAAACCCGCCAACAAAACCAGUGGGCGCAAACAGAACAACAAGGACAAGCAAGGAAGACCCUUCACCCCAAAUCCAUAA
Molecule: messenger RNA, 694 nt
Organism: Bursaphelenchus xylophilus (pine wood nematode)
Lineage: Eukaryota; Metazoa; Nematoda; Chromadorea; Rhabditida; Aphelenchoididae
Source: the annotation of a GenBank genome assembly